Molecule: messenger RNA, 396 nt
Organism: Neogale vison (American mink)
Lineage: Eukaryota; Metazoa; Chordata; Mammalia; Carnivora; Mustelidae
Gene: PHLDA2
Product: pleckstrin homology like domain family A member 2
Exons: 1
Biological process (GO): positive regulation of apoptotic process; placenta development
Molecular function (GO): phosphatidylinositol phosphate binding
Source: RefSeq, a predicted model, not a curated record
ACCGCCCGCGCCUCUGCCACCGCCACCGCCGCCAUGAGGACGCCGGGCGAGGUGCUGCGCGAGGGCGAGCUGGAGAAGCGCAGCGACAGCCUGUUCCAGCUGUGGAAGAAGAAGCGCGGGGUGCUCACGCCCGACCGCCUGCGCCUGUUCCCCGCCGGGCCCGGCGCGCGCCCCAAGGAGCUGCGCUUCCACUCCAUCCUCAAGGUGGACUGCGUGGAGCGCACCGGCAAGUACGUCUACUUCACCAUCGUCACCACCGACCGCAAGGAGAUCGACUUCCGCUGCGCGGGCGAGAGCUGCUGGAACGCGGCCAUCACGCUGGCGCUCAUCGACUUCCAGAACCGCCGCGCCCUGCAGGACUUCCGCAGCCGCCAGGAGCGCGCCGCGCCCGCCGCG